AUGAAUAUUUCGGCUGAAGGCUCCAUGUCGUGCAUCUCGGCACAGCUUAUGCUCGUUUCGAUUGUGGCUGAGCGAUGGGUAGCUGUCGUUUUUCUUAGUAACUAUGAGAAAGGAUAUAGGAAACUUGGACCAGCAUUGAUAGUAGCUGCUGUUGUGAUCACCAUUGGUACCUGUGUUUUUCUGUAUUGGGGUGAGACAUUCGACGAGCCACAGAUCAAUGCUCGAGUGCUCCCGAGCACCAUAUUUCUUCGAGGGAAUACGUUAAUAUUCGUAUUGUUAGCUACGAACUUCACCGGCUUUGCUCUGACGAUCGCAUUGCGCUUUGUUAGACCGAAAUUGCAGAUACGGAUGCCACUCUCUCUGAAGUUCCAAUCAAAGGAAAACGUCAUCGCGUCAAACCUGCUAUUUUGGAUCUCAACGAUGCAAUUCAGCGCAUUCUUUUUCAGUCAGCUUGCAGCUCUAUAUGUGAGGUUCAAUCUGUCCAAGAAUCCGCUCUCGCCAGCGUUCAAGGAAAACACCGAUGUGGGUAACCUUUUCUUACUAUAG
Messenger RNA from Cooperia oncophora, 546 nucleotides. The record is from the annotation of a GenBank genome assembly. Lineage: Eukaryota; Metazoa; Nematoda; Chromadorea; Rhabditida; Trichostrongylidae.